Messenger RNA from Biomphalaria glabrata, 2629 nucleotides. Its product is annotated as chitotriosidase-1-like. The coding region runs from base 665 to 2611 and encodes 648 amino acids. The record is from RefSeq and is a predicted model, not a curated record. The transcript has 12 exons. Gene Ontology annotation, cellular component: extracellular region. NCBI's taxonomy places the organism in Eukaryota, Metazoa, Mollusca, Gastropoda, Planorbidae. Gene Ontology annotation, biological process: chitin catabolic process; carbohydrate metabolic process. Gene Ontology annotation, molecular function: chitin binding; chitinase activity.
GGUUUGGUGGAGAGCUUAGUCCACUGGUCAUCAGGUGGCCGGUAUAUAAAUGAUCUCUCAUUGUCAAGCAAAAGUUCCGACGACUGAUCACCAGUGUUACCCUUCAGGUUCUAGUCAGGCCAAGCGUCCUGAGAGAGCCGGGGAGAUACAGUGAAUUGGAAGUUUUGUAAACACAUUUAUUCAGUAUAUGGACUAUAGUGGACAUUUCUGUAUCUCAAGUAGAGAUAUAAGCUAUAGAGCGAUACGCCAGUAAUAAUUAUACAACAAUACGCCAUUGUUAAACAACGAUACGCCACUGUUAAACAACGAUACGCCACUGUUAUACAAUAAAUCAUAAACAGUCAAACAACAACAUUCAUUUUAUACUUGUAAACGUUAGACUAGCGUUGUAUGCAACCUUCUUUAUUUUUUGAAAGCACCUUAAGGGAUAUAAUUUCCACAAGAAUUUUGUUAUAUAAGUUGAAUAUUAUUCGAUUAUAGAUAUUUUGUUUACAAUUAUUUUUAAUCUGAACUUAUAUCCGUUCCAAACAUAGAAAAUUUGUAUUUCUGUGUUCAUGUAUGUUGAUGAGAAAUAUUGAUGAAUUUUGAAUGAACUAUAAAAUUGAUAGUUAAAGUUGAUACGUUCAUUUAGUUCUUAUAUAAUCAACGAACUCUGGAGACGAGAAUGAACACCUGGACCUUACUGAGUACCAUUGUGACAUUCAAUUUUGUCCUGUCCUUUGUUCAAGGUAAAAAGAUAUUUUGUUAUUACAGUAGUUUUGCUCACACUCGACAAGGCAUAGGCAAUUUCCUGCCAGAGAAUAUCAACCCAAUGCUAUGCACCCACCUGAUUUUCGCCUUUGUGGAGAUCAGCCCCGACGGAAGCGAUCUCGUCCCAUUCCACAGAAACGACGCGGGCCCAAACGGCAUGUAUGCACGCACGCUGGCUUUGAAGAAAGUAAACCCCAAGCUCAAGGUACUUCUCGCAGUGGGAGGUUGGCAGAUCGGCUCCAAACCUUUCAUCCCCAUGAUCAGAAAUGAGACCACCCGAAGGAAGUGGAUCAAGAACGUUGUUCGAUACGUGAGAAGCAAUGGCUUUGAUGGUUUUGAUAUGGAUUGGGAAUUCCCAGCAACCAGGGGAAGUCCCCCAGAAGAUAAAUAUAGAUUUACAUAUCUAAUGAAGGGUCUCUACGAGGCAUUUGCUGAGGAAGCGAAAGAGUCAGGCAAGGAAAAGCUGAUACUGACACUGGCUGCAGCCUCAGGGACGUACUACAUUGACCAGAGCUAUGAGCCCAAGAAAAUAAUCAAUUACAUCGACUAUAUGUUGUUGAUGACUUACAACUACCAUGGUCAGUGGGAGAAAAAAACUGGACACCACAGUGGACUGUACGCCCAUUACAAUGACCCUAAGACUGGUGAGAAGUCUCAGCUAUACCAGGAGUGGUCAAUAGAUUAUUGGCUGGACAUUGGAAUCCCCAAAGAAAAACUCGUCGUUGGCCUCCCAACUUACGCCAUGACGUACACAUUGGUGGACCCCACUAAACAUGACGUUCAUUCGCCAGCAGCCGGUGGGGGCAAGAUGGGAGAAUUUACAAAGGAGACAGGAAUUUUGGCUUACUACGAGAUCUGUUUGAAUUUGAUGAACAAAGGCUGGAACUCUGAAUGGAUUGACGAUCAGAAGGUUCCUUACGCCUACGGGGGGAAUCAGUGGGCAGGAUACGAGAACAGACACAGCAUAGCUUUAAAGUCCAAUAAUAUUCUAAAGCGUAAUUUGGCUGGAGCCUUUGUCUGGUCUAUCGAAAUGGACGACUUUAAUGGUGUAUGCGGGGACGGGCCCUACCCUCUGCUGUCUACCAUCACCAACAUACUGGAUGGCACACUGUCUAAGUCUGCUGCUCGGCAGUCAAAUAGCCUACCAUCUAAAGAAGUUCCCAAAAUAAUUCCACCAAAAUCUCGGCUACAGCCAAAAGUAAAAAAUGUAAAUCGAAAUGAGGUCAAAAGCUCGCAGACAAGCUCCGAAGAUGAGGAAAAAUCUGGCCAGGUUACCACUACAAAAACUCCUGAGGAGGUAACGACCGAAAAGAAAGUUGAGAAAAAUCGUGUCCGGUGGUGGACUGCUCCGUUGUGGAGAAAGACUGCUACCUGGAAACCAAUGAAAGCCUCAAAGUCUGUUGGUGAACCUGCUGCCAAAGAGGGACACUCGAGGACGAACAUAUUUUGGAGGCGAAAAGGGUUGAAAAAUAUUCAGCCAGUUGACAGCAAUAGUUUCAAGGUCACUGUCGUCAAGCCUUGGCAUGGCCUGCAGUGGUGGUCUCCACUCAAAGCGUCUGCAGACUCAAACAAAAAACACAGCCUCGAUUUUCUUGGAAAAAGCCCAACGCCUGAACCUAUCAGUGCUAGGCCAAGCAUGUUGGCAGCUUACAUGGGUAUAAUAGAUGCCAGGACUGACGUCUGCAGAAAAAAUGGUAUCGGCACUUUUGCUGAUCCGAUGUCAUGUGACCAUUUCGUCAUCUGUUUGUCUGGUAAUUGGCUUGAUAUCCCUCCCCACGUCAUGGCCUGUCCGGUCGGCACGAGAUUUGACGCCAAUUUGAGGCUAUGCAAUUAUGCUUCUCACGUUGAAUGUAAAAAUUAAAGAAAAAAAAAACUUUUA